Messenger RNA from Clupea harengus (Atlantic herring), 3600 nucleotides. Its product is annotated as ankyrin repeat domain-containing protein 13C-like. The record is from RefSeq and is a predicted model, not a curated record. Gene Ontology annotation, biological process: protein retention in ER lumen. Gene Ontology annotation, molecular function: signaling receptor binding. Lineage: Eukaryota; Metazoa; Chordata; Actinopteri; Clupeiformes; Clupeidae. Gene Ontology annotation, cellular component: cytoplasm.
AAUGCAGUAGCAGCAGCUCAAACUGCUAGCAAAGUCGCUAGCUGGCUACUGUUAUCGUCUCAGCUGGUAGCUGGCUACAUCAGUGAAGCAAGUAACCUAUUCUCGAAUGGAUGCCAGUGACGGGUGCCUCAUGAAAUAGACAAUGUAGCCAGCAUCAGCAAUGUAGCGAUUCUCUUUUUGGUGCAGCUAACCUUAUUUUACAAUUAGUUUGACCCUUUCUGACGACAGAUAUAUGUAUACGUCAUUGUGUUUAUAGUUUAGAAUUAUUAACCUGCGACAUCUUAUCGGUCGCUCGCUGAUUCGGGUUAGCCAGCUGCAAGAAGCUUGCUAGCUAACCUAGCAAGCUAACAACAAUUUACAGAAUCUCGCAGUAUCGGAUUUUAACAGUUCAUCAGUGACUUUCGCAAACAGAAAAUGACUGGAGAGAAGAUUCGUACCCUGCGCAAGGACCACAAGCCAAGCAAGAAUGAAAACAUACUGAAAUCCUACGAGGAGAGUGCUAAUGUCACUGAGAUGGUUACAUCGUCCACCACCGUCGACACAGAAAGGACGAAUAUAGCUAAUAAGAUAUUUAACAACCAGAACAGACCACUUAAAUCUUCGCAGCUACCAGAAAAUCAUCAAUCGCAGAUAAAUGGAAACUCCAAUACCGACACAUCUGUCGGUAUCAUUGUCGACGACAACAGGAACCCCAUUAUUUUGACUUCGGGAGAUUUAGAAUUCCCGGUUCACGAAUGUGUGUUCAAGGGGGAUGUGCGGCGUUUGUCAUCCCUCAUCCGCACUCAGAACAUAACUCAGAAAGAUGUUCACGGGAAUAGUCCUUUGCACCUUGCUGUUAUGCUGGGACACAAAGAGUGUGCCCACCUGCUGCUGGCACACAAUGCCCCUGUGAAGGUGAAGAACGCCCAGGGCUGGAGCCCUCUGGCAGAGGCCAUCAGCUAUGGAGACCGACAGAUGAUCACAGCUCUGUUACGCAAGCUGAAGCAGCAGUCCAGGGAGAGUGUGGAGGACAAGAGGCCCAAGCUGCUCAAAGCACUGCAGGAGCUCGGAGACUUUUACUUAGAGCUUCACUGGGACUUUCAGAGCUGGGUGCCUCUUCUGUCACGGAUUUUGCCAUCUGAUGCUUGCAAGAUUUAUAAGCAAGGGCUCAAUAUCAGACUGGACACAACGCUGAUUGACUUCAGUGACAUGAAGUGCCAACGUGGUGACCUCAGCUUCAUCUUCAACGGCGAGGCUCCGCCUGCCGAGGCCUUCGUCGUCCUCGACAACGAGCAGAAGGUGUACCAGCGCAUUCACCACGAGGAGUCUGAGAUGGAGACGGAGGAGGAGGUGGACAUCCUGAUGAGCAGUGAUAUUUACUCCGCCACGCUCUCCACCAAGUCCAUCAGCUUCUCCCGCAGCCAGAUCGGCUGGCUCUUCAGGGAGGACAAGACGGAGAGGGUGGGGAAUUUCCUGGCUGACUUCUACUCUGUAAACGGCCUGAUGCUGGAGUCACGCAAGCGGCGCGAGCACCUGAGCGAGGAGGACAUCCUCAGGAACAAGGCAAUCAUGGAGAGCCUCAGCAAGGGCGGCAGCCUCGUCGAGCAGAACUUCGAGCCUGUCCGAAGGCAGUCUGUCAGUGCGCCCGAGGCCAACACCAUCUCCUGGGAGGAGUACAUCAGUGCUGAGCAGGGAAAGCCCCCCCAUCUUGGCCGUGACUUGGUGUGUAAAGAGAGCAAGAAGAAUUUCAAGGCCACUGUAGCCAUGAGCCAGGACUUUCCCCUGGGCAUCGAGUCGUUACUGAAUGUUUUGGAGGUCGUCGCUCCCUUUAAACACUUCAACAAGCUCCGAGAGUUUGUUCAGAUGAAGCUUCCUCCAGGGUUUCCUGUCAAACUGGACAUCCCAGUCUUUCCCACCAUCACAGCUACUGUGACGUUCCAAGAGUUCCGCUACCGUGAGUUUGAGGAGUCCCUCUUCACUAUCCCAGCCAGCUACAAAGAGGACCCAAGCCGCUUUCCUGACCUCUAAACCAAGAUCAUAUGAAAAAGGGAGAUGCCACAUAGUCCCCCCCCCUCUCACACCACCCAUCCACCCCCCACACACACAUAAAGACACCUACAUAACCACUGGUUAUUUUAAAGAGGUAAAACCAAUUGAGUGGGAUAUUGUCUGAAAUUUACACUGAGAUGGCUUUUGAGUAUUAAUGUUAUAAAGAAGCCAUUCUCAUUUUCAGUCAAUUUACCUUCAAGUUACCAUCAGUCUACCAUUAGCAAUGUUAACGUCAAUGUGGACUGUGUUCCUUGGAUGAAAUCGCACAUCAUAUCCUUCCUCUUUGGGGAGUGCACUGAAUUUGUAACCCUGUGAAAUGUGGAGGAAGAAAGAGACCCUUUGUAGAAAUUCUUAAUUCAUUCUAUGUGAUAUAGCCUCCAUUUGAAAUUGAAUUUGCUUUUUGAUUUCAAGUGAUGUAACAGUAUACUUAUUGAAACUGAUGCCUGUGCUGUGAGGGACGUUUCAGGCUGUUAAAGCCAACUGAAAACAGUAGAGGGCAUUUUGACAGGCACACAUUUAACCCUUAAUCUGUCUCCACUUGUCUGUGCACUCCAGUGUUUUUUACGUGGUUCGCCAGUGUCGCAGUCAGUCUGUCCUCACAGUGUGUUCUUCUGGUUGUAUGAGAUGCCAGGUUAUAUUCAUUGUGAAUGUCUGUAGUUACCCUGCACCAGGUGUGCUUGAAGCAUGGUGUGCACAAGACACUAUAAAUAGCUCCUGCCCCCCCAUACACCCCCCAUCCCCCUCCCUAAUAAAUCAACAGACCUCCCGACCCAACAGUACUUCAGUGCUGCGACUGCACAGCAAGUCUCCUAGGCAGAGGACUUGUGAUGUGUAGCUCUGAAAUGUAAACACAACAGUGCGGGGGUAACCAUUUCACGCCAGCGUCCCGAAAACUCCGGUCUUUCAUUCUGAAUUAGUUGCAGCAGCGUACCAAAUGAAGCCCUAUGUAGCAGUCAACACUUUGCUGCAAUAAUUUAACCUCCCAUCUGACUAAGGAGUGCAGAACUCCUUAAAGUAAUGCACCAGCACUACAGCAGCUCAUGGUUGACCAGAAAACUGUCGUCGUUUUUUUUCUCUCCAGUUUUUACCAUUUGUUUUGAAUUUUGCAUUCUGUAAGUAUACUGUGGUUUUAUUGUGUUGCCGAUUUGUGGGUCCUUGAAUCCAUAUACAUUUCUGUAACACUAGGAGUCAUUGGAGAGCCUUACUAGAGCUUGGAAAGUCACCUCCACAAUGUGUCACACCUUAAUAAAAACAUCAGCAGUGACUGACUACACAGCCAGGUUUUGUGCUAAGGACUUCAUGUACAGCUGUGGUGUGGCUCUAUUGUAAAGCUGUUAAACCCAUGAAAUAUUUUUAGUUUAUUCCAUUCACAGACAGUAGUUCAUCCCGAUUUUGUACUGUAAAUCAGAGAGCUUGAAGCAUGUUUUUUUUUCCUUCUUCAAAAGUCAAAGAAAUCUUUAAGUAUACUCUAUGGAACCAUCACAUUAGAAAACUACAAACUGUACAGUUAACACAUGCUACAAUAUUUUCAUAAGAAUCCAAGCAGGAAUAAAAACAUACAUAAGUCAAAAA